Arabidopsis arenosa is the source of this 1078-nucleotide messenger RNA. Lineage: Eukaryota; Viridiplantae; Streptophyta; Magnoliopsida; Brassicales; Brassicaceae. The record is from the annotation of a GenBank genome assembly.
AUAUAUUACAAAUCUCAAAAUCUCCUACAACACUCUAUAAUCAUCCUAUUAGUGAAAUUUAAUCUUCCUUUUGAGAAAUGGAAACCACCACAAAAGUGAAAAAAGCUUUCGGAGGAAGAAAACCCGGUGGUCCAAAAACCAAAUCGGUUUCGAAAUCAAUCAAAGCCGGUCUCCAAUUCCCGGUUGGUAGAAUCACUCGUUUCCUGAAGAAAGGACGAUACGCUCAAAGACUUGGUGGUGGUGCUCCGGUUUACAUGGCCGCUGUUCUCGAAUACCUCGCCGCUGAAGUUCUGGAGCUUGCUGGUAACGCUGCGAGAGAUAACAAGAAGUCGAGGAUCAUUCCGAGGCAUCUUCUUCUUGCGAUAAGGAACGAUGAAGAAUUGGGGAAACUUCUCAGUGGAGUCACAAUCGCUCACGGUGGUGUAUUGCCUAACAUUAACUCUGUUCUUCUACCUAAGAAGACUGCUUCUAAAUCAACCGAAGAAAAGGCGACCAAAUCUCCAGUCAAAAAUUUCAAGCUUUUUAAUAUUAGUUUUUAUGUGUUUGGUGAAUUAGAAGGGCUAUCUUAUGACACUAAUGAACCUGUUUUGAAGAAUGAGUUUGAAAAGUACGGUGAAAUUGUAGAAGUGAAAGUAAUAUGCGAUCACAAGAGCGGGAAAUCCAAAGGUUAUGGCUUUGUGUUAUUUGAUUCAGAAGAAGCAGCUGCAAGUGCUUUAGCUUCCAUGAACAAUCAGUUACUAGAAGGAAGAAACAUCAGAGUUGAAUAUGCUCAACCUAAAAGUGGUUUAUAUCAGAAUCAGAAAUGAUUCUCAAUUUCUCAACUCAAAUUGAAACUUCAGAUCUCUCAGGAAAUGCAUUUACUAUUUAGAAUUGUGACAAUGUAGAACUCGAGAAUGAUUUGGUGAAAGAGUCUUUAGUCGUUUUGUAAUGACAGUGUGUUGUGUGUGUGUCCUCCUCAAGCCUUGUUACUUUUCAGAUUUGUUGUUGAUUGGUUCCACUUCCUUUGCUGCUUCCACAAAUAUUAAUCUGCCAUUAACAAUCUGAAAACAAACAACCACAGUAAAACCUAGUCCAAUUU